This is a messenger RNA of Monopterus albus (swamp eel), 4863 nucleotides long. It is a transcript of the gene rps6kb1a, whose product is annotated as ribosomal protein S6 kinase b, polypeptide 1a. Gene Ontology annotation, molecular function: protein serine/threonine kinase activity; ATP binding. The record is from RefSeq and is a predicted model, not a curated record. Gene Ontology annotation, biological process: protein phosphorylation; signal transduction. The transcript has 15 exons. Bases 511 to 2040 code for a protein of 509 amino acids. Lineage: Eukaryota; Metazoa; Chordata; Actinopteri; Synbranchiformes; Synbranchidae.
AAUGCAUUUGUCUAAUUUCAGUGUGGUUGCCACGUACCGGUCACCAGCUUUAACUGCCAUAAAUGAAUGUGUUGGUGUGUAAUGCUGAAAUAAAUUAAAUGCUAUCCUAUGAGAGUUUUACUGUAUCACAUGACCAUUGUUUGAACCAUCCAACUGCAUUAUUUUCUCUGAUAGCCUGCAAUGUUUUCUUGAGUGAGAAAGGUGGUUAUUUAAUUAAGGACAGUUGAGUAAAUCCUACCGCAUCUUGUACAUUUUAAACGUCACCCCUCUACUAUGACUGCAAGUUGCUAGUUCUGUACUAGCUAACUUUUUUUUGUUCAAGCCAACCCGGGACCAGUAGUGCCGGUAGCCGACACUAGAGGCGUGUUCAACUGCUGCUUCUUGUUUUGGUUAGCUCAGUGUCAUCCCAUGCUUUCUGCUUGUAGCCGGGUGUAACGGGGAUGGCUUUCCCAUGAGGCGGGGAAGCGGGGCUGUGCUUUUUGACUAAACACCUACUGAAGUGCCGUGGCCAUGGCCGGGGUUUUCGACAUCGAUUUAGAUCAACCGGAUGAGAAUGUCUCUGACGACGAACUUGAGGACGGGGGCCACUUCAACGAAUACAUGGACCAGUGCAGCAGCUUUGAAUUCAACAUGGAUGACUGUGAGAAGUUUGAGAUUUCAGAGAACAGCGUGAACAAGGGAACAGAGCAGAUCAGGCCUGAAUGCUUUGAGCUCCUGAAAGUUUUGGGAAAAGGUGGCUAUGGAAAGGUCUUUCAAGUUCGGAAAGUGUCAGGUGCCACCUCUGGGAAGAUAUUUGCAAUGAAAGUUUUGAAGAAGGCCAUGAUUGUGCGUAAUGCAAAGGACACAGCGCACACCAAAGCAGAGAGGAGCAUUCUGGAGGAGGUGAAGCAUCCUUUCAUUGUGGACCUCAUCUAUGCCUUCCAGACUGGGGGGAAGUUGUAUCUCAUCCUAGAAUAUCUGAGUGGAGGAGAGCUAUUUAUGCAACUGGAAAGAGAGGGCAUCUUCAUGGAAGACACAGCGUGUUUCUACCUGGCGGAGAUAUCAAUGGCACUGGGUCACCUGCACCACAAAGGCAUCAUUUACAGAGACCUGAAGCCUGAGAACAUCAUGCUCAACAACAAUGGGCAUGUGAAGUUGACAGACUUUGGUCUAUGCAAGGAGUCCAUCCAUGAUGGAACAGUCACCCACACUUUCUGUGGCACUAUUGAAUACAUGGCCCCUGAGAUCCUGAUGAGGAGCGGACAUAAUCGGGCAGUGGACUGGUGGAGUCUGGGAGCUCUCAUGUAUGACAUGCUAACAGGCGCGCCCCCAUUUACAGGCGAAAAUCGGAAGAAGACCAUUGACAAAAUCUUGAAAUGCAAACUCAGCCUUCCGCCUUACCUCACACAAGAAGCCAGGGACCUUCUGAAAAAGCUGCUUAAACGAAAUGCCUCAUUGCGACUUGGGGGUGGACCAGGAGAUGCCGCUGAGGUCCAGGCCCACCCAUUCUUCCGGCAUAUUAAUUGGGAUGACCUCCUGGCUCGCAAAGUAGAGCCUCCAUUUAAACCUUUCCUGCAAUCGGCUGAUGAUGUCAGCCAGUUUGACUCCAAGUUCACCAGCCAGACUCCAGUAGACAGCCCUGAUGACUCGACGCUCAGUGAAAGUGCCAAUCAAGUCUUCCUGGGCUUUACCUAUGUAGCCCCUUCUGUGCUUGAAAAUGUCAAAGAGAAGUUCUCUUUCGAGCCAAAGGUCCGCUCACCGCGGAAAUUUCUAGGAAGCCCAAGAACACCUGUGAGUCCAGUGAAGUUUGCAGGAGGGGAUAGUUGGCCCCGGGGACCCACGCUGACAGGCAACCCAUCCCUGCUUUCCCAUGGAGGCUCUGGAGAGCAACCCAUGGAUGUGUCGACAGUGGAGCAUAUGGACACAAGCAGCAGCAGCACCUCGGAGGCCUCUGCACCGCUUCCUAUCAGGCACCCUUCAGGUAUCAAUGCAGGGCCCUACAAAAAGCAGGCCUACCCCAUUAAUUCCAAGCGGCCUGAACAUCUACGAAUGAACCUAUGAUGCUCGGCUCGCCUUCAAACAUUAGGACUCUUCCAAUUCCUCCUCUUCGUCCCUUUUAUCAAUUGCUUUUAAAGAGACUUGUAGAAUUUUUUUUAAAUUGACUGACACUGUCUACACCAAUCACCAGCUCUUCCAGCAGCGCCUUUGCCUCUUAGGCCUCCAAACUCCUCCUGACUCAGCCUGCUGCAGAUAAUCAGCAGUUAGAAAUACAGUGUGCUGUAUGUGCAGUCAGUUGUAGGAGUGGUGUCAGGGAGGUGCUUCUCAGUGAAAACGGGCUUGUUGGCUGCCUGAUGCGAGCUGCUGAGUGGGCUGAGGUGGUUUCAGUGUACUCGACUGACAUUAACACAUGAUGUACUGGUGCUCUUUUAUCAUUGAGUCUGAAUGUUACAAUUAGUGUUUACAACUAUGUGCCUCCAUCACAGUGAGAGAAUUUGCUUAUGAGGGGCGUCCGCAGGUAGAAUUACCAAAUAAGAAUUCCAAAACGAACACAGCAUUCAUUAUGCUUGAGGAAAGGUAUCACAUUGCCAGUGUUACUGGAGCGUGUGGUCAGGAGUAGGUGGAGCACGACUUUGCAGAUAAGCAGCUUUGUAGAAAAACAGAAGUGAAAUUUCAGAUGAAAGCAUCACUUCCACUGCAGUCAGUACCCAAUGCUGGCACUGCUUUACUUGGCUGACUGGAUUGCUUUUGGUAGGAAGCCUGUCCAGAAGCACCGUUCCACUUCUUUGUGUUCAAUAUGAACAGACUUGAAACACCUUUUCAUGUGUGCUUAGUUUCGAGGACUCGUGCAGCAUUUUUUUUCACCUCUUCUACUCUGCAAGGGCCAUGGUGGAAAACAAAAAUUUUGACCCAAAAAACACUCAACCAAACCAAUACAACUGCCUUCUAUGAUUCAGGCUGAAUUCACAGGCUUGGGUGCUUUUUGUGUUUUGACAGUAAAGGGGCUCUCAGCGUUGGGGGACAAACCCAGACUCAUAUGAGUGGACAAUCUGUUAAAAUGUGUUUGAAUUGAGAUGUGAGAUGUCGUGGUGUUAUGUAAAGCCUCAGUAUGAGCCUUGGGCAUUAAGCCAUGCAAACCCUGUCGAGCUAAAACUGUCUGAUGAUACGGCUUGAAAAUUGAAUGAAUGGACAUUUGCUUAAUUUUGAAUAGGUCCAUGAUGUUUCUGCCACUGUUUCAGUGAACCAAAUGAUUUAUACUGGCAAACAGAUAAACCCUGGUCAAGCAUGUUCAUAUUUUUAAAAUCAAACCUACUUUAUUUUCCACAUUAGCAGAAGCAUUUUAAAUAGUGUCUGUGAAUUUGCACACUUUUUACACAGGUGAAGUUUGUGUAAAAGCUGCAGAGAUGGAGGAUGUGAACUGGAUCAGUGUUGGGCUGACAUGAUUUGGUUUUUCUACCAUUCUGGUAAAACAGCUAUAUUUAAGUCACUCCACCUAAUUUUUUUGUUUAUAUUUAUUUUAAGUGUUUUCAUUCUGUUUCCACUGCAUUGUUCACAGCUAUGCAAAAAUCAGGUAUUUAUUAUGUAGUAUUAUUUAGACAAGGCAGCAGAAUCAUCAGUAUUCUGAUUUGAUAUUAUUGUCAGAGCCUGAUAGUCAUAAUAAUAAGCACAUAGAAUUUGAUUUUUAUUUCCACAGAGCAACCUCAAAUGCAGGUUUUUUUUUUUAUUCCAGAAGUGAUACUGACCUAGAAGUCUUACAGUGGCAUAGUAUUUUGUAUUCAAGGGUUUUUUUCCUUUCAGAAAACAUAUUUUAGACUUUCCUUGCUGAAAACUCAUUUAGUCUUUUUGCAGUACUUAAAGCAAAACGAGUUAUUUAAAAAGGCUGGGAUUGAUCUGUAAGGUUCACUUCCUGUUGAGGUUUGCUUGAGAACAACCAUGUUAACAAGCUUAUUUCAGGUGGGAAACAUCAUCUUUGAAGAGAAGGGGUGUGCAUUGGUUAACAUUAUUUCUGUUGUGUCACUUGCUCCUUCGGAUGGGGGAUGUUAAUAUGUUUCAUGUACAUAAUGAAGUUAAAAUUAAAACAAAAAUCUUUUUGAGCAGUGGCAAAGCAAACUGUCAAAUCUGUUAGCCUAAACAGCUAAAAUUAUCUUGUGACAACUUGGGGGAUAAUUUCAACUCUUAAACUUAUGCAGGCUUUACCAAAACCUUGGAACAUUUAUUUAGACGUCAAUGACUGUCUAAGACCGUUAUUUUGGGACUCAGUGCUUCAGCAAAUGAGUGAUUCUCACUUUAUAAAACAAGUCUCAAACAGCAUUCAAAUAUAGAUCUUUAUUCAGAUAGUUUAUGGAUCUCAGUGGAUAGAAACUUGAUUUUUAUACAUAAUAAAAUAAAUGCUUUUUCCAAUCUUUGGAUUUUACAAAAAUUAAGUUACACUUGCCUCUAUAGAAAAAUAAUUUGUAUAAAUCAGUGUCACAAGCUCAGUUGCAUCCUUUUUAACCAGUCAUGAAAAAAGUCACCAAAAGUUGAAAAGGAAAGAAAACAUCCAUCCAUCACAAACUGAUUCUUUAUCCUGGCAACUGGGAUCCUCAGUGUCUGGAUGCAGGCCAACAAACAUCUGGUCAUCACUGAACCAUGUGGUGUUAUUGCUUAUGCUGCUGUAUACCUCUGGACAUUUGUUAUAAAUCAGAAAACCUGCUUCCACUAAUUUAACACUGGAUGAGACACAGCUCAUGUGUUUUAUGUCUCUUCAAACUUAUAGGAAAUCCAUUUAAAAUACUUCGAUAUAUUUCUCUGAGGUUUCCAUAUUUACAAGUAGAAAGCUGAAAAAAAAACUUAUAAUAUUUAUCCCCAUUGGUGGUGUUUCAGUCCUUUGACACCGAUGGGGAUAAA